UGUUUUUGUGGAGGCUGGCUUGGCCGCAGUCACUAACUGCGUAGGACUUGGACAUAAUUCCCACACAGCUGCCGGAUCAUUUCCAGAACCCCAGCACAGCAUGUCCCCGACACACACAGCCGCGCUCUCCCUGCUACUGCUGUUCGGAGCGGGGCACCAGUGUCUCGCAGCCCGUCCGUUGCUCGUGUUUCUGAUCGAUGGGUUCCGCUAUGACUACAUGGAUGACCUGCACGCUCUACCCGGAUUUCGCGAGCUCGUGGCCAACGGGGUGAAGGUGGACUACAUGACACCAGACUUCCCGAGUUUAUCGUACCCUAAUUACUACUCACUGAUGACAGGCCGUCACUGUGACGUUCAUCAGAUGACCGGAAACUUCAUGUGGGAUGAAGCCUCCAAGAAGGAGUUCCUGAUUGGUGUCAAUCCUGACAGUCGGUUGCCUCUUUGGUGGGAUGGAUCAGAGCCUUUAUGGGUCACCCUGCAAAACCUGGGAAAGAAGGUUUUCAUGUACUACUGGCCGGGCUGCGAAGUGGAGAUUCUGAGUGUCCGUCCGUCAUUCUGUGAGGAAUACGUCACCAACCCAUCAGAGAAAAACCUCACAGAUGCGAUAGAGGAUGCUCUCAAUGUCCUGAGGUCGGGCCAAGCAGGCAUGGCAGCAGUAUAUUAUGAGAAGAUAGAUGUGGAGGGCCAUCACUUCGGCCCAGAAUCUGAACAGGUCAGGACAGCUGUGCGACAACUGGAUCUCGCUAUGCAGACUCUCAACAGAAAAAUCAAAGAGAAGAAGAUGGUGAACCAGCUGAACAUUAUGCUGUUUUCAGACCACGGUAUGACAAAGAUCCAGUGGAUGGAGAAGGUGAUAGAGCUGGACAAGUAUAUCAACAUGACAGCCAUUGUCAAGAUGAUGGACAGGGGACCAGUGGUCAGUCUGUGGCCCAAAGAUAACAAGUACCAAGAGGUGUAUGCCGCGUUGUCCCAGGUCCCUAACAUGCGUGUCUAUGCCAGACAGGAGAUCCCUGAACGUUUCCAUUUCAAAGGAGGGAGGUUUGUUUCCCCCCUGACGCUGGUGGCUGAGCCAGGCUGGUUCAUCAUCGAGAACAAGGAACAUCUCCCAUACUGGAAAAACGACUCUGGGGAACCCUCAGCCUGGCAAAAUGGUUGGCAUGGUUACGACAACGAGUUCCUCGACAUGAGAGGCUUUUUCUUGGCGUCAGGACCGGACUUCAAGCGGAAUGUUCAGGCUGCUCCAAUUCGAUCGGUGGACAUCUAUAACCUCAUGUGCUGGACGUUGGGAGUGAAACCUUUGCCCAAUAAUGGGUCCUGGUCUCGGGUGGAGUACUUACUGAAUAGUUCUGAUGAUCCAUCUCUGCCCACAACCCUCUGCUGUAUGAGUGCGAUAGGAGUACUGCUUGCACUAUGGCACUAGGCAGACCGAUGUCUGAGCAUUUUCAGUUUUGCCUGUGGUUUUGUUUUCUUCUGCAAUUUCUCUCAAUUUUCAUUUGUUGUCAAUCAUGGUGAAAGAUGAAAAGUUAGAGCUAUAACAUGUCAGCAGGAGUUGUAUUCAGUGAUGCAAGUAUUCAGGGUUUCUGGUGCUUUACCGUUUAUCACAUGGUAUAUCACCGAUAUAUACCAGGGUCAAAUUUCUUGUAUGUGUUCACAUAUUUGGCCAAUAAGGCUGGUACUGAUUUCUGGGUUAAAGGGCACAAUCCUAAUCAUUUUCUAAUACGUUUCUACAAAGUUUCCUGGAAAGAACUAGCUCAUUUGAAACUAACUACAGGGAAAAUAGGAAUGUUCUUGAAAAGAACUGCUCCAUUUAAACUCAACCUAUUCAUUAUUAAUAGAUCAUUGGAAACAUUGUUCUCUAUAUACAGUAUGUUACACUGUAUGCUUGCCUUUAGACACAUUUCACAUUUAUGUCCAGCUGACCUGCUGUUCUCAGACUAAACUGUUUAGGUUACACAAUCAAUUAAUUGGUAGUGAAUGUAGAGGCUGAGCCCAAGCUUUAAGCCCCUGAGGUGCUGUUCCACGGGUAGAGUAAUUGACGCACUUUUUACCUUUUUGAUCAACGAAAGUCCAAAUCAUAUUUGCAGUUAAAACCUUUGGUUCCAUUUAUUUCCAUGAUAUCUUCAUAGGUUUCCACACAAAUUACUGCUUGUAUGUAUGCCUGUGUAGUGUUGUGGUGUUGGUGUGCGUGUGGUCAAAACCUGUAUGUGCUUCUGGGUUGCACCCGAGGAACCAAAGAUUGGUUCCUAUUUAUACCAAGGACACUAAUUGGCUCUUACAGUGAACAAUUUAAGUAUUUCCAAACUACAUGGUUCUUUCCGGGAAACUUCCUAGGAAAUGGUACAGAUAAAUGAUACAGACCCCCAUAAAAUAAAGCAUUACUGAUUUCUGUGUUUUGUAACCUUGAA
Perca fluviatilis (European perch) is the source of this 2405-nucleotide messenger RNA. RefSeq names its product ectonucleotide pyrophosphatase/phosphodiesterase 6 (gene enpp6). The transcript has 8 exons. The record is from RefSeq and is a predicted model, not a curated record. NCBI's taxonomy places the organism in Eukaryota, Metazoa, Chordata, Actinopteri, Perciformes, Percidae. The coding region runs from base 101 to 1420 and encodes 439 amino acids.